AUGCACUCGGCUCAAGACUUUUUCCACCCUCAAGGCAACGGCGGCUUGCAAGGCUCCCCGUAUCAAUACCCCCCUCAAGCGCCAGGCAACACCCCUAACGCGAUGAAUCCACCCACCCGCUCGGGCUACCAUGCAAAUGGUCUGCCUGCGUACCAAUAUUCGAACGCGUCUCUGCACCCCUACGGCCACUGGGUCAACUAUCCCCCCCCGGGAGCCUCCCAGCACCCCUCGCUUCAGUACAGCCCCUUCCAACAACUCCCUAUCUACUCUGUCCCGCCGCCGCCGACCCAGUACACACCACCCGGACUCUUAUCCCCCCGUCAGCAACGCUCGCCAUCCCCUCAGAUCGCCCACUUGCCAGGCGCCGGUCUGCCGUACAAUAGCAGCCCCCAUUCCCAGUACAGUGAGCUUCACUUGCCCGCGGCUGGUUCUGUGUCCCCCCACGCCGUCAACACCUCCGACGCCGUCCAAGACCCACACGAGCAGGCUAUCGAAGACUCGGCGAGGGAGGCUGCCAUGGCUGCUUGCCAGUGGAGGCUUUCCCUGCCUCCUGCUGGCGACCCGGUCGAAAACGUCGAUGAAGACGAUGAGGACGACGCCGACGAGGACGAUGAGGAUGACGAAGACGAGGACGCCUCACUGGACCCACCGGCCAACGAGUCGUGGUCGGAACGUAACCCCAAUCACCCUGUCCUCCCUACCAGAGCCAAACGACCUCCCCUGACCCCCGAGCAGAAGAUCGAACGCGACGCGCGUCGCGAGCAAAAGGCCCAGCGCUACGAGGCCCUUCGAAAAGACAUCCACAAGCUCCUCAUCCCUCCUGGGGAGAUCGAGCGGCUGCACGCCCUGCACGACAUCCCCGUCAAGACCAUCGAGGACAUGGUCUUCCGCAUGCAAGACAAGAAGAACCGCACGGUCCGCCUCUACAACGCCAAGUUGCAUCACGAGAAGACCAAGAUCACCUACCCGCAUAACCUUUUAGAGGGCCUUACAGCCGCUGAGAAGACGAAAUACCUUCAUGCCUUCAUCAAGGCAAAGGCGUACACCGAGGAGGAGGAUACAGAGAUGCUCAGGGCAUUAGAGGAGCAUCGCAAUCGAGUCAAUGGCUCUGUUCGCUGCUCCAACUGCGCCGCAAGUCAGGAGUUCACGCAUGCGAGUAGCAAGUGCAUUCAAACGUUUGACGCGUGCCGUACCCACACAGGCUCUUACGGUGCAAUGUUCCUCGUACGAGGGCACGUGAAUGACCCCAUGCAGCCGAUUGCGUACGCGACAGACAACUCGGAGGAUUUCUUCGAGAGGGUAUUUGGCAAGACGUUGGGCGAGAUAGCCCGGCUUUACGAGCAGUGGGCAUGUACUCAGGACGAAAAUCUCGACGAGCGCGAGCGGCGUAACAAGCUUGUGGCCAACCAGACGCACUGCGCCUCUGCCAUCACUGAGCAACUUCAGUACAUGACAGGGGCGUCCACAAAGAUGAACUACAAGAACUACCAGAAGAAGAUCGUCGAGACUCACGGAAUCAAGGUUGUCGGCUGGCCCGACGGUAUGACGAUGAGGCGGCCUCACCUCAUCACUACAGUUGACGACAUUCGGCGCCUGCGCGAGGCUCUCGACAGCGAGAAGUGCUACUGGGAGAGCCUCGAUGGCAAGCGCAACUCGAAGGCGAGCAGCCGCAAGUCCAGCGGCAAGCGCAAGAGGCAGCCGGAGCCAAAGCCUGCGGCGACGAAGAAGGGAAGAAAGGCCGCGUCCCCCAAGAGUAGCGAGUUCAUUGAUGACUCCAGCGAGGAGUGA
Molecule: messenger RNA, 1788 nt
Organism: Coniophora puteana RWD-64-598 SS2
Lineage: Eukaryota; Fungi; Basidiomycota; Agaricomycetes; Boletales; Coniophoraceae
Exons: 5
Coding region: 1-1788 (595 amino acids)
Source: RefSeq, a predicted model, not a curated record